CACCAUCGAAAGCCCGCCUCUCCCGUUCGCUCCAAAGGUGGGGCGGCUUCGAUCAGGCCGCAGCCGCCCCCCCCACCCCCUCCUCUCCCUUUAGAUACUUUUUCCCUCUUAAGUCAAAAAGCUAGAUUACAAAGAAAAGUGGAGAUAAAAUUCUCCUUUCUCCGACGGUGGCGAUGUCCGCCUUUUUCCGGCGAGCUCCCAAUCUCCAGAUUCCCUCCCCGCCGUCGAAUCACCGCCUCUGGUGGUCCCACCAUCACCACUCGAUCUCCCCUUGUUUGACUCAGCCUCGCGAUGCCAUCGCAGUCAGUGGAGCUCUCCGAUCCCUGGACCCGAGAAGCGGGAUCCGGUUUCUUGAUCCGGUCGUCCUCCGGUCUGCCGACGGUCGGCCGCGGAGGAGGAGGGGAUCGGUGGUGCGGGGAUGCGCGCUGGGGGGCAGGGUCGGGGAUGUGGAGGUGGAGCGGCGGCGGAAGAGGAGGGCGGAGGUGGUGGCGGCGGCGGCCAUGACGGCUUUGCUGGGGACCGGAAACCGGGUGCUGUAUAAGCUCGCGCUGGUGCCUCUCAAGCAGUACCCUUUCUUUCUCGCUCAGCUCGCCACGUUCGGAUAUGUGGUGGUUUACUUCUCUAUCCUGUAUGCCCGCUAUCAUUCUGGCAUUGUUACCAAUGAGAUGCUUUCUCUACCAAAGACUCCAUAUCUAGCUGUAGGACUCUUGGAGGCUCUGGCAGCAGUAUCAGGAAUGGCAGCUGGAGCUGUUCUUUCUGGAGCAUCAAUUCCAAUAUUAUCUCAGACCUUUCUUGUUUGGCAGCUUCUGUUAUCAGUUAUUUUUCUUGGGAGACGAUAUAGAUUCAACCAAAUUCUCGGUUGUUUUCUUGUAACCAUUGGUGUGAUAAUAACUGUAGCAAGUGGAUCUGGCGCUGGUGAUUCAUUGAAAAAUGCUGGAAUUUUUUGGACACUAUUGAUGAUAAUCUCAUUCUUGUUUCAAGCUGCUGAUACAGUGUUGAAGGAAACAAUAUUUUUGGAUGCUGCUAAGAAAUUGGAGGCAGGAUCGGUUGAUCUUUUUGUGGUGAACUCUUUUGGAUCUGCUUUCCAAGCACUAUUCAUUUGUCUCUUACUACCUUUCUUGUCAAAGUUAUGGGGUGUUCCUUUCAAUCAGUUGCCAACAUACAUUAAAGAUGGAGCAGCCUGUUUCCUAAAUAUAGGAUCAUUAUCAAGUGGAUGUGAAGGAGCACCAGUGCUACCACUGUUGUUUGUCAUUGUUAACAUGGCAUUCAAUAUAUCAUUGCUACAUCUUCUCAAGAUCUCUUCAGCAGUAGUCUCUUGCCUUGCCUCCACUUUUUCAGUUCCCCUCUCCAUCUAUGCGUUCACACUGCCGUUGCCAUACAUCGGAGUGGCAUCAUCGUUGCCGGCAGGCUUUGUCACAGGGGCGGUGGUACUUGUGGCUGGCCUCCUCCUCUACUCCUGGACUCCACCUUCAGGUCCUACCACACAUACUCAACCACAACCACCAUCACUGGCCCAAGGAUAGAGAUCACAUCAUAUCUUUUUUUUUUUCCUUAUUUUUUCCCUUCUUUCCUUGCAUUCAAUAAGGUAGCAUAAAUCGCCAGCACUGGGUAGAGCAGUUCUCCUGGGGGCAGCAACCUGUUUGUGUUAUUCAUAUUUAAUGGGAUAAGAAGAGAAGGCGGAAUGAUGGAAUAAAUGAAACAGAAGACCACAUCUCCACCGUCUUUGUAUGUUAUAUUAGCUUACCAUCAAUGGUUCUUUACUUCUAUACUCUCUUAUUUUUCUUCCGAGCGGCUGAAUAUAUAUUGACAGCAUGUGGGUACAUGAUUUUGCAUGGGAGAGUCUUUGAAUGGAUGGGUUUGAUUCAUUGAUGAGGAGGGGUGUCAGAAGAUGCUGAUAUGUUGUGGGAUGGGAGGAGAGCAAGAAAGACAAGGAGGAGCAACAUUGCAACAGGGAUCAAGAGGAGUGGUGGAGGUGGUGGCGGCAAAGGAGGCAGCACGAGCGGCAGCAAUAGAAGAACUGCCAUCAGCACCACCAGCACCAGCACUGCCUUCGCACCGAGAGGCAUCGACCCUCCUCUUCCCCCUACAGCAACUGCUGCUUCUGUUAUAUCUCACCCUUCCUCAUGAAGGAGCUGAGAAUAUCUCCAACCAAAUCAGUCCACUCUUUCCUCUAUGCCUCCAUUGAAGUCAUCCUUCACAUGCUUAAUCUUGCUCUCUUUGCACGUAUUUAUCAUUAAAGAAAAAGCCAGUGAAGAUAGGGAGAUUCUUUGAGAGGCUGAGCAGCUGAUGGAUUGUGAAUUGAGAAUCCAGAAAAUAAUGAGAGAGUGAUGGUUGUGGACAAGCCUAGAUCUGAACAGAAAGACAAAAAUGGAAGCUAUGAAGAGAUGCAAUGUAUUGGAACAUAUAAAGGUCUAUGCGACCUGAUUGUUUAUUAAUAUGGUACAGUAAGUUCUUCUUCCAAGGUCAGGAUACCAGAAAGUCUUUGCUAAACUACAAACCUCGUACCCCCUUGGAUUUCAAUAUAAAACCAAGAGGAGCCCCUUGCUUACAUGGUUUGAUAAAUGAGACUAUCCUAAAGUCCAAUCAACAAUCAAGACCAGAGAAACACCUUGCCAACAUGGUUCUGUAAGUGAAAUGCAAAGCAAGUGAAAAAAAACACAUGGUUGUGUAAUCGAGGACCACUACAAGGCAUGUGCCAAUGCUUGGUAUAUGCUUUAUCUCGGAUUUUGCCAUGUUUAUUCAACAAUUGAAAAGUUAAUACUGGCUUCUUAUUUAUCA
This is a messenger RNA of Elaeis guineensis (African oil palm), 2778 nucleotides long. RefSeq names its product protein CLT1, chloroplastic. Lineage: Eukaryota; Viridiplantae; Streptophyta; Magnoliopsida; Arecales; Arecaceae. The record is from RefSeq and is a predicted model, not a curated record.